UUCGCAUCCAGUCUUCAACAUGCCGUGUAACAAGAAAGCCACGUUCACCUGUGCUCUCGUCAGUGCCUUGGUGUUGAUUCUGGCCCCCGUUCGCCAGAUUCAAGGAUUUCCCAAUGGAGCUCCACCAACUGCCUGUGCCACCAUGACACCUGGACACGGUGUAGACGGCCAGCAAAGUGCCUCUCCGUUCAUGACGCAACUUCUCGAUGGGGAGAUCGUAUUGAUGGAUGGCACCGUCAGGCUGGAACUACGCCCACAGAAUGGCGUCAAUAGCUUCAAAGGUUUUCUUGUGAUGGCAUUUGACAAGGCUGACGAAUCUAAACCGAUUGGAACUUUCAAACAGCCCAUCGAUGGCAAAGUAAUUGAUUGCAGCGCUGGAGUCAUGAACGCAGUGACACACACCAACAACCUGGAGAAAAAAUCAGUGACACUCGAUUGGACUCCACCGAAAAAUUUUAUGGGCCAAGUUAUUUUCAGGACCACUUAUGUUGAAAACAAAUCAACGUUUUGGGUCAAGACGGAAUCGAAGGCUGUUGCUGUUGUUUUGGAAAUUCCCUCGGCAACAACCACAACAACAAUGGCUCCUCAGACACAAACGACAACUACAGCUGCACCAGUUUCAACCACGCCCAUGUCGGUUUCCACAAUGUCUGCGCCGACACAACAUCACGAUCACGCCGAUCACGCCGGCGAUCACGAUCACCCGACAACAACGGCUUCAUCUCCUAAAAACGCUGCCUCGCAAUCCAGCAGUUUCUGGAUCGGUUUGAUUGCCAUGUCCGUCUUGUCUUCUCUGCUGCGAUAAACUGUUAUUUGCAUUUAAAACGGGAUGGCUAUAACGAUAGGCUAUUAAAAUACACACUAAGUUAUGCGAGUUGACUAUCAUAGUUUGAUGUAGGGAAACUGGAAGAACCAAUUGUUUUUACCCCCGUUGCUAUAAAUACUUGUACACAUUA
Daphnia carinata is the source of this 956-nucleotide messenger RNA. Its product is annotated as putative defense protein 3. The coding region runs from base 20 to 805 and encodes 261 amino acids. Gene Ontology annotation, molecular function: oxidoreductase activity, acting on metal ions. The transcript has 6 exons. NCBI's taxonomy places the organism in Eukaryota, Metazoa, Arthropoda, Branchiopoda, Diplostraca, Daphniidae. The record is from RefSeq and is a predicted model, not a curated record.